AUGACUCCCGGAGUUCCGGGCUCAACGCCCGUGUCCGGUCUGCUAGCGGUGAUGGACUUCGGAGAAGGCUUGCGAUCGUCUUUCCCACACGUACUUUGAUGUAGUCCUCUGCGCCAUUGGCCUCGGUCCCGAGCGACGUACAUCAACUAAUCUGCCUCGAUCUUCCUCAACGGUUGGCUCUCGGCCGCUUUCGACGUCCUAUCGGGUGUUCGGCAAGGCGAUCCUCUGGCUCCGUCUCUCUUCGUGCUGGCGAUCGAGGGUUUUGCCUGUCACAUUCGACUGAAGGUUGAGGGCGUCGUGAGCCCGGGCCUACAAACGAUUCGAGAACGAGUCCUCUUUGCCGACGACGCUUGCUGCGCGCUCCAUAACCUCUCGGACCUUGACCAUCUCAAUCGGGCGACCGAGCUGUACGAACGGGCAAGUUCCAGCAAGCUCAGCAACGCCAAAUCAUUCCUCUACCCCCUUGGAUCGUUUAGGGGCCGGCCGAUAGCCCUAGGCCUCGGGACCUGGCGUCUCAGCAUCUCCCACGUUCGCUACCUUGGUAUUCAGGUCGGAGUGGAGAUCGCCGAGGAUGCGGGUUGGAACUUGGGAGGAGAUCAAGUCCUCGACCGUCGCUCGUAUAUGCUCUAUCCCGAUGUACGAUCUCCCUUACGCAGCCAAAUGUUCAAUCAUGAACAUCUACUGCUACACAAAGAUCCUCUUUUACAGCCGUUUCCUCCCGCCUCCCAAGAGCGUUGUCAAGGAAAUCGAGGAUGCCGCCAUGUUCGCCAUUCACGGUCGAGCUUCGGAUCGUACUCAGCGACGUCCGAAGGUCUCUCGGUCAACCCUCUGCACCCCUCUCGAUCACGGCCGCUUCGGUUUGAUUGAUCUGCCUCGGCGCCUAUCGAUCGAUCGAUCACGCCAAGUGGGUCUUCCAGCUCCGGGCCCCGGACGGCUGCUUCACCCGCCACCUUUCGGAAGCACCUGAGUCUCUGGCUCACCUUGCGGUCGGCUGCCCGUUUGCCCGCCGUCUCUGGUCGGCUCUCUCUCUCUCCGGCCCCACACCCCGACUUUGUCGCAUUCGUGUGUCCGGUCGUCUCCCGUUCGGAACGCCGACUUGUCGAGCUGCCCAUUAUUUCACUCAACCAGUGGGAACCCGUUAA
Messenger RNA from Microbotryum saponariae, 1142 nucleotides. The record is from the annotation of a GenBank genome assembly. NCBI's taxonomy places the organism in Eukaryota, Fungi, Basidiomycota, Microbotryomycetes, Microbotryales, Microbotryaceae.